This is a messenger RNA of Bactrocera oleae (olive fruit fly), 2983 nucleotides long. Lineage: Eukaryota; Metazoa; Arthropoda; Insecta; Diptera; Tephritidae. The record is from RefSeq and is a predicted model, not a curated record.
UACAUAUGUGAUUGUGAAAUAAUGUGAAACGCAUUCGACUGUAUUUGUCUAUUCAAAUUGCAUCAGACAAUUACGUUUGCAAAAAGUGAAAGGAUUGCAAAACACUAUAAAGUUGCAAUAAAUCGAUUUCUGCCAAUCAGGCUAGAUGUAGAAUUAUUGGUAACAGGAAAAACAAACAGGAACCCAAAUUUAGCGGGUUAUUUAGCGAACGAAUUUCGAAAGUGUGAAUAUUUUGAUAUUUAUUGAUAAAUUUAAAGUAAAAAAGAAUUGAAUAAAAGAGCAAAUAAAAAGCAUACGUACAUUGCGUUUUGUUCACAAAAAUGAAAUAAACCGAAGGUCUAUGGCCAUUCUUGGCAUCAAACAUAAAUAAACAUGUCCUCAACUUUCAAGAUUAUGGAUUGUGGUCUUAUAAGUCUCUUCGAUUCCGAUGAGGGAAAUCACGAAGCAGACAAAUACAACAACAACCGUCCAGUUCGAGGCAAUGGAUCAAAGAUCCGGAAAACUUUUGUAAAAGCAAAUGGUAGCAUACAUAAAAGAAGCAGUGAAAGCGGAAGCAGCAGCAGCAGCGAAGGCGAAAUAGAUUUGCAAAAUAAUAAAAUUAUUAUUGAUUUUGAUCAGGGUAUUUUACCACCCGAACCACAAUUGGGAAAUAUUGAGUACAAACUAAAAUUAAUUAGUCCAUCGAAGCAUCGGUUCGAACAUCUUGUAACUCAAAUGAAAUGGAGACUGCGCGAAGGAAAUGGUGAAGCUGUUUACGAAAUCGGGGUAUCUGAUUCAGGGCAUUUACAUGGACUUAAUGAAAAAGACAUGAGUGCCUCCUUGGCCACACUAAAACAAAUGGCGCAAAAGUUAGGCGCUAGUACCUCAGUUUUACGACGAAAAUAUAUAGCAACACGAAGAUCUGUUGCCGAAGUUUUAGUUCGUAAAAUACCUGAUGAUCAACAUAAUAUAGAAAUUCGUGUUGCUGUACUGGGGGGCGCGGAGGCAGGGAAAUCCACACUACUAGGUGUGCUUACGCAAGGUGAAUUCGACAAUGGCCGUGGUUUGGCACGGCUUAUUAUGUUUAGACAUAUGCACGAAAUACAAUCGGGUCGCACUUCAAGUAUAUCACAUGAAACUCUUGGUUUCGAUUCGCAGGGAACAAUCAUAAACUACAAAUAUAAUGAAUUGACGACUGCCGAGGAAAUUAGCGACCGCUCUACAAAACUGGUAACGUUUCUAGAUUUGGCUGGUCAUAGACGAUACAUGCGAACAACAGUGCAGGCACUGUUGGGUUACUCACCGCAUUACGCCAUGUUAGUGGUGUCAGCUGGCAGCGGUUGUACUGGUACUAGUAAGGAGCAUCUAUCUAUUGUCCGAGCCUUGGAUAUGCCAUUCUUCAUCGUUGUUACCAAGACCGAUAUAACAAGUCCGGAACAGACAGUACAAGAAUUACGGCAGGUUCUUACAUCAGCGGGAUGCCGGAAGUUGCCAUUUAUUGUCACAAAUGCUGAUGAGGCUAUCUCAGCAGCGUCUAAUCAAGUUUCCGAAAAUAUUGUUCCCAUAUUUUGUGUUUCAAACGUUACCGGCGCAGGUCUUAGUCUGCUUACAAAGUUUCUAUACGUUCUGUCACCCAGCAUUAGUAAUCUGGAAAAAGAACGUCUGGAACAGGAAUCAAGUGAAUUUCAUAUCGAUGAGAUUUUUCGAGUAACCGAAGUUGGUCCAGUAGUUGGCGGUUUGCUCGUAAAAGGAGUACUCACGGAAAACAUGCAAAUGAAAAUUGGACCUUUACAUGACGGUAGUUUUCAUACUGUUAAUGUGCACACAAUUCAUCGAAACAAAGCUCCAUGUAGGAUGGUACGAGCGGGGCAAAGUGCAUCUUUAUCAUUUAUCCCAAACCAGACGUUGCCGCUACUUAGAAGUGGAAUGACGUUGCUGGGCGAUACUGGCGAUCCUGAAGAGGAACCGUACGGCACACUCCUUUUUCAGGCAGAAGUGUCUGUUCUCUUUCACGCUACAGCAAUUUACGUAGGCUUUCAGACGACUAUACACAUAGGCAGCAUCCGGCAAACAGCAAUUAUUCGAGCAAUAGAAGAGCGUGAAAAAAUGGGUACCAAUGAUAGUGCUUUGGUUUUGUUUGAAUUUGUUGGACAUCCUGAGUAUGUUCGACCGGGCGUACGCAUGUUAUUUCGUGAAGGCACAAGUAAGGGCAUCGGUGUAGUUACAAAAGUUUUUCCUCUCAACAAAUCAGGCGGAUAAAUUUAUUUCAAUGUGUAAAUAUUCUUAGUUAAACUGACUUGAAAAAUUUGUAAGGUAUUAUAAAUGUUAUAUUGACCUAUACCUCAAUCACUAUUAUGUAAUUACAUUUUUAUAAUCUGCAUAUAAUUGAAUGUGGAUUAAAUUUUUACGAAAAUACUUCAAGUAAGUAUAUGAGUUCUAGUCAUAAAUAUUUUUGCCUAGACAUACUUAAUAGAAUUUUCAAUUCGAACAUAUAAUUAAUGAUCUAAAGAUAUUACGGUAUUUUAAUUCAAAAAAAAUAUUUUCGAAUAACAUUUGUAAUAGCUCAGCUAGAAAACAAUUUUGAUUGUAUUUUUCAUUACAUAAUUAGACAUAGAAAAAAUGUUUUGAAUAAGAUUUUGUGUAUUUAUACAAAUCUAUAGCAUUUUAUUUCGGUGAAUUUAUACAUAUCACAAACGACUCGCUUAUGUAAAAAGAAUGGUUUCAAAAUUAUUUUAAAAGUUUUUACUUAUAUACUGUUUUUUUCAUUUAAUUUGCAAAAAUUUAUAGUCGCAAGCUGUAGAUGUUGCAUGUAAAUUUGUAUGUAAUAUAUUUCUCUUUAGUUUGAGGUCAUAGAAUACCAUCGUCAUAAAGAAAAAAUUAACAAAAUACCAUAUUUUAACUGUAAUACCAGCAUAAAAUACUUAUGUACAUUUUUACUACUACCUUGGUUGUUCUUUUUGACUUGAAUAAAAAGUGUGAAAUUAUACCCUAAUUUAUAAAGAAA